Messenger RNA from Fusarium poae, 3135 nucleotides. RefSeq lists its product as uncharacterized. Gene Ontology annotation, molecular function: small GTPase binding. The coding region runs from base 1 to 3135 and encodes 1044 amino acids. The record is from RefSeq and is a predicted model, not a curated record. Gene Ontology annotation, cellular component: nuclear envelope; cytosol. Gene Ontology annotation, biological process: protein import into nucleus. NCBI's taxonomy places the organism in Eukaryota, Fungi, Ascomycota, Sordariomycetes, Hypocreales, Nectriaceae. The transcript has 2 exons.
AUGAGCAGCUUCGCCAUUGAAGUCGCAGGCGAUGCGAACCCGCUAUCCUUACAAUCACUAUAUCAGACACUACAAUCUGCCACUUCAACCGACUAUGCGCAACGUCAGACAGCAGGCCAACAAUUAACAUCAUGGGAGCUCCAGCCGGGUUAUUACUCCUCGUUGCAGGCGGUUUAUCUCGACAAAUCACUUGCUUACGAAGUCCGGUUCCUUGCGAUUAUCCAACUCAAGAACGGCAUCGAUCGAUAUUGGCGGUUAUUUAACCAGGUAAAGAACAGCAUAAAGCCGGACGAAAAGAGCUUGAUACGCUCGCGACUAUUCCAGGGUUCCAUAGAAGAGGAGCACUCGAACCUUGCUCUACACAAUGCGUUAGUGGUGGCGAAGAUCGUUAGGAUCGACUAUCCUGGAGAAUGGCCGGAUGCAAUGGGGAACAUUAUCGAAAUCCUUCGUUCGAGUCAAAACGGGAACCAAAGACACUUGCACGGCAUUCUCGAGAUCCUACUUCGGGUUGUAAAGGAGUUGGGAACAGCACGAAUGAGGAAGAACCAGACCGCCUUACAAUCCGUCACCCCUGAGAUCGUCCACGUCCUGGCGGAGGUUUACUCAGAAAAAUCCCAGGCAUGGAUGGGCUUUCUCACCGGCGGCCCGGGAGGUGAGGAAGAAGUUAAGCUGGCCAUGUUCAACAGCUUGCUUGCCCUUAGGGUACUGCGCCGACUCGUCAUCAUGGGUUACGAGCGGCCCCAUAGCGAUAAUACUGUCGAGCAGUUCUGGACUCUGUCACAAACCCAGUUCGGGCAGCUUCUUGGCUUUGUCAGUCAUGAUUCCACGAUCCCCACGAAUUAUCAAGAUAUUGUUGGCAAGCAUUUGCUCCAGUUUACUAAGCUUCACAUUGAUAUGGCAGAGCAGCAUGCUGCCAGCUUUGUGUUCCUCCCCAACUCUCUUCCACUGGUACAAUCAUAUUGGGAACUCGUUGCAAAGUUUGCAGAGGUUUUUGAUAAGUCUGGCGGUAUCCGACAAGGUCAAUCAGAAGCUGGAUCUGCAAAGUCCAAGGUUGAGGGCCCUGUGCUAGAGCGGUUGGCUCUCAAAGGUCUUUUACUUCUCAGAUCAUGCGUGCGAAUAGCCUUCCAAUCUGUCCAAACAUUCAGGUGGAGAAGCCCGGAAACCAAGGCCGAGCAGGAGAGAGCGAAAACGCUUGUCAAGUCGGAGCUUCUGAAACCUGAUCUUGUCAUACAGAUCGUCAACUCCAUCAUUACUCAUCUUUUUGUCUUCCGCAAAUCGGACCUUGAAGGCUGGGAGGAGGACCCAGAGGAAUGGGAACAACAAGAACAGAGCGAAGGCAAUGCUUAUGAGUGGGAAGUACGGCCAUGCGCUGAAAAGUUGUUCCUUGAUCUUCUCACAAACUACAAAGACUUGCUCGUCCCGCCACUACUGUCAUACUUCCAGACAGCACAAGAUCCCCAGGCUGACAUUGCUACUAAAGAGGCCGUAUAUACCGCAAUGGGUCUUGCGGCUGCUCAUGUUCAUCAUGUUUUUGACUUUGAUGCCGUACUGGCUUCGACGAUUGUCAAUGACGCUCGGUUGCAGGGUGGCCUUUGCAAGGUAUUGCGAAGGCGAAUCGCUAUCCUCGUGAGUCAAUGGGCGCCUGUCAAGCUACAUGACUCUAGUCGGCCGAUUGUCUACCAAAUUUACCGUCACUUCCUCAACCCUGAUGACGAGACCAAUGAUGUAGUGGUCAGAAUUACUGCGGCUCGACAACUGCGUUGGAUUGCCGAUGAGCUUGACUUUAACGUGGACGCGUUCCUACCGUACACAUCAGAUGUUCUAUCGCAGCUCAUCAACCUCGUCCAGAAUGUUGACGUUGACGAAACAAAGCUAGCAAUUCUUGAGUCGAUUCGCAUUCUGGUAACACGCAUGGAAGAUCAAGUGUCACAGUUUGGAGACCAGCUCAUGUCUGCUCUUCCGACGGUCUGGGAGAAUUCAGGGGCCGAAGAAUACAUGAUCAAACAGGCAGUAACCUCUAUCUUUGCAGCCCUCGUGAUGAGCAUGGGUCCUGAUUCUCAGAGAUACCAACACUUUAUGGUACCGUUGCUCUCUGAGGCAGCCCGUCGAGGAUCAGACCUGCAUCUCCACCUGAUUGACGAAUCUUUGGAACUCUGGAACAACAUUCUGAUGCAGAGUCACGCUCCAUUGGCACCUGAAUUGGUAACCCUUGCCGAUCUUGCACUUCCUCUUCUAGAAUAUGAUAGUGAAACAGCUUCGUUGGCUUUGCAGGCAGUUGAGUCUUAUAUCCUCCUUGCCCCAGCAUCUAUGUUGGAAGAUCAGCUGCGUCGCCCGACGCUGGGUGCCCUGGCCAAUAUUCUAGACUCGAAGAGUCGUGAGCAGGUUCGUCUGGGGACAACCUGCAUCGAGAACCUCAUUCGAGCUGCAGUCGAACUCGGUGGUUCAACUGGAGUAUCAGUUAUUCUGCAGGACAUGGUCGAAAUUGGCUUUAUGAACAAGAUACUUGGGAAUCUCCAUGAUGCGUGGGAAUCACAUCAGACUACGGGCCCCAAUCGAAAGGUCAGCAAGCUUAGCACGAUCACCGAGACGGAUUAUUUCGCAAUCCUAGCACGUCUUGCGCUUGCCGAACCCACUUUGUUUACCCAAAUGUUGACCAACAUGGGUUCUCUCGACCAAGUCUGGUCUUGGCUAGCAUCUGAGUGGUUUUCACACAUGUCCGACAUUGACCAUAUUGAACGACAGAAGCUUUAUCUCUUAGGUUUAACAAGACUUCUAGAAUUGCCUUCACCGAUGCAAGAACUGGUGCUAGGCAAGCUUCAGGACUAUCUCGACAUGUGGAUAAAUGUGAUUUAUGAGCUCCAAGACGGUGUGGCGAACGGCACAGACACUCUUAUUUGGGGUCCGUUGGAGCCCACCGAAUAUGACACCCCCAAGAUUAUCGCAGAAUCCCAAAUGUCGGCAAAAGACCCCAUUCAUACUGUUCAUGCGUUCGACUUUGUCAAACUACGUCUUCAGGAUCUGGUAAGCAGAGUUGGGGGUGAACAGGCUUUCCAGGAGCAGUGGGCAGUCAAUGUCGACAAAGAUCUUUUGGAAAAGUUUCAACUCAUGGCAUCCGAGGUGCAGCGACAAGAAUAG